This is a messenger RNA of Vicia faba (fava bean), 543 nucleotides long. The record is from the annotation of a GenBank genome assembly. Lineage: Eukaryota; Viridiplantae; Streptophyta; Magnoliopsida; Fabales; Fabaceae.
AUGGAAGAGGGAAAAAUCUUUCAUGAGAAUAUAAAUCAAACUCGUUCGAAGAUUGAAACUCGUAAAAAUUAUAGAGAUUGGAAUAACGCUGCAUUUAUGGUUCGAGAAAGAGAUCACAACAAGAAUUCUACUCAUUCUAGUUGCAAGAAAGAUCUCAGAGAAGAUCACCAACAAACUCAUGUUGAUGGUGACAGUUCAUCAAAUGCUCAAGCUAGCACUACUCAAGAGCAGAUUUCUCAGUUGAUCAGCUUACUACAACAUUCGAAUUUGAUGCCUCAUAACCCUUCCCCUAAUCACACAUCUAGUUCAAACCAAAUUUCUAUUCAUAAUGUUCAUAAACCAUAUGAUACAUCAGUUGUUCCACAAAACUGGGAGUACUUUAAUGAUCACUCUCUUCCAUCACAAAACCUUAAUCCUAUCGAUCCAAUCCCUUCACAUAGCCCUAAUCCAAUUUUCAUCACACCUCCCAACUCUACUAACCAAAAUGUUCCUCGUGUCACUGAGGAUUCUUCCUCCACCCAUAUUGAUUCCCCUUUUGAAUAA